AUGAAAAGACAUACCAACAAGAUCAUUUCAUUGACAAAGCAGCAAUGGCAACAACAUUAUCGUUCCGUGAUGCCAUCAUGGAAUAGAAAGAGCCAGUUCAUUUCUUUUGGAUCAAUGGCAGCUAGUACUCUUGUAAAAGAGUCCACCACACUUCUCUCCCAUUGUUCCGAAUACAAAAAUUUUCAUUCCAAUGUAAAAACAGGCGUGGAGGAGAGCUCAUCAUCAAGCCUUCAAAACAAAUCUUUUAUUAAAUUGGGAGUUCUAUUUGCAUGGAGCGGUAUGCAUGAAAGAAUGCAAAGAAAAUUUGAAGAAAAGACUGAGGAAAUUUUAAACAGUGUCGUAUUUCCAAACUACAAUAUCGAUAAGCAAACAAUCUUGUCGAUGACAAAGCAAAACAAGCCAAGUGUGGAAAAAUUGAAACAAAUUUAUCAAGACUGCAAUGUAUUAUUGGUGUGCCCACUAACAGGUGGAACAGAGGAAUUACUUCAAGAUUUAGUUUCACUCAAAAAACCAAUUGUACUUUAUGGAGAGAGUUAUCACAAUUCAAUUGCUGCGUCUCUAGAGCUUCGUCAAUAUUUUAGAAAUUAUAUGAUUCCGUCGGUGCUGGUUAACAAAACAGAUCUAAUUCAUUCAAAGCUGGAAGAAUUUGCUACAAGAUACGAGCAGAGUUGGAAACAUUUUCUGGAUUUAAGACUAGGACUCAUUGGAGAGAUUUCACCAUGGCUCAUUAACGAAAAGGACUUUGUUACGAAAGAAUCCUUACAAGAAAAUGGUGGCUUGGAGGUCGUUACUCCAUCAUUUCGACUACCAUUUACAAAGAUAUCAUCCAAGGAGCUUUAUGAUACGUUCAAGGAUGUUACAGUUGAUGAGGCUAAGGAAGUUGCAAUUCUCGUCCAAGAACUCCAGGAACAAAAAGUGAAAUCAGUAUGUUGCGGUGGAAGAAAGAAAGAUACAACACAUUCUGAAGAUACUCACUGUCAUGGGUCUACUGGAACAUGUGGUUCUUCCAAUAGUGGUUCAUGUAAAUCAUCAGACGGCGAUCAUUCUUGUUCUGGAGAGACAGUGCUGAGUAAGGUUUCUACUGAAUCCCUCCCUGUUGUGCCAACAGACAGUCUUAUUGAAGCUUGCAAAGUUUAUAUUGCCAUUCAACGACUUCUCAACAAGUACAAACUGGACGGAUUUACCAUUGGAUGCUUUGAUUUAAUUGCUGACAUCAAGACAACACCCUGUCUUGCUCUUGGACUGUUGAAUGGUAUUCCACAACUUAAAUUAAGUGAUGGAAAAUUAUUGACAAUGAAAGCAAGCGCCUGUGAAGGAGAAUUGAAUUCCUUACUUGCAAUGAUCUUGUGUCAAAAGUUUUUAAACAAAUCACCCUUUAUGGCCAAUAUCGUAGAUUUCACACCUUCACAAAACGGAAUGGAAGACGAAUUACUAAUUGCUCACUGUACAGCUCCAAUGAUUCCAGGCCUUCCUUUCGAGCUUACUACUCACUUUGAGAGUGGUACGGGUGUUGCUGUCCGUGUGGACAUGCCAACUGUGACUGGCUUGAAAAAUGUAAAAUCAGGUCACAUGAAUGGUAAAACGGUGGCUGCAUUAGGAGCUUCCUCAGCUAUGGCUACUCUUAUUAAGAUUAAGAAUACUAGGGAUGUCAUUAUCGCUCCUGUAGUUGUGUAUGAUAAAGAGACGUCAUUACUCAGAUGCAGAACUCAGCUGCGACUCAGAAUGCAACGUGUGAAUGAUUUUGUGGACUCAACUUUUGGUAAUCAUCAUUUACUCAUAUAUGACAAUUACUACAAUGUGAAGGACAUGUUUACAGAGCUUGGGUUCAGUAUAACAGAACACAUGUAG
Molecule: messenger RNA, 1848 nt
Organism: Naegleria lovaniensis
Lineage: Eukaryota; Heterolobosea; Eutetramitea; Acrasida; Naegleriidae
Exons: 1
Coding region: 1-1848 (615 amino acids)
Biological process (GO): monosaccharide metabolic process
Cellular component (GO): cytoplasm
Molecular function (GO): intramolecular oxidoreductase activity, interconverting aldoses and ketoses
Source: RefSeq, a predicted model, not a curated record